AGAGGAAACGUCGAGAAUAGUGGAGCAAGAGGGGAGGAGAAGAAAGAAGAGGUGAGGAAAGGAGGAGGAGGACCUGCACAAGUGUCAUGGAGGAGGACAUCAGGAAACAGGGGAUGCUCUACCUCCAGCAGCAGAGGUUUGGGAAGAAGUGGAAGCGUGUGUGGUGCGUCCUGUACAGAGAAAGCUCCUGUUCGAUCUCCAGGCUGGAGUUCUUUGAGUGUAAAGAUGGAGGGACGGUGGAGAAGAGUGACAAGAGUCUGCGCAAACAGCAGGAACACAAGAAGGUGAUCCGUCUGGCGGACUGUAUCCGGGUGUCGGAGGUGGAGAUGGACGGAUGUCCCAGAGACACAGGACCGUUCCUGGUGGAGACCACUGAGAAGAUCUACGUGUUUGCUGCAGACAGACACCAGGUGGAGGACUGGACUCACAAACUGUGUGAGAUCGCCUUCCCUAUGAGCUGGACGGAGCACGGGGUGAAGCGAGGCAGCCUGCAGAGAGGAAACCGGGUGGACGAAGAUGAACGAAUGGAGGACAACUCCCUGUACAGCGGCAGAGAGACAGUGCGUGACUUCAGGGUGUGUGUUCGGAGGACGGAGGCGUCUGAGCGCUGCAGACUGAAAGGAGACGUGUUGCUGCGAGCGGACGUAGACGCUCUUCACCUGCUGGACAAGAGCGGAGACGUCGUGUUCACCUGGCCGUACAGAUACCUGAGGCGCUUCGGACGAGACAAGUCCACCUUCUCCUUCGAGGCGGGGCGGAGGUGUGAGUCUGGCGAGGGGAGUUUUGAGUUCGACACCAAACAGGGGAACUUCCUGUUUCAGGCCGUGGAGGCGGCCAUCAACCUGCAGAGGAUCUCCCUCCCCCACAGGCAGACCUCCGGGGGGGGGCUGGCAAGUCCAGACAUCCCCCAGGCCCUGAACCUGCCCCCGCUGCCUCUCAACACGCCGCUGGCCCACAGCAGGACGCCACCGCCGCCUCAGCCCCGAGGCCAUAUCCCACAACCCCCUUCUGCUCAGGCAGCUGACGGGGUGUACAGCAUGGUGACCGAACAUCACAAAGACAAAGAGAGCUCCACCCCCUCACAGCAACAACAACUACAACCACAGCGCCCCCCGCUGUCUCGUCUGGAGCCUCCAGUCGACAAAGCUCUGACCGGAGUGAAGAGUCUGACCCUGGACACCCGCGGCGUCCCCGCCCCCCGCAAGAACCAGGUCAAGAUGAUCUCCAGCUGCCCUCUGCCCCACGCCGAACCCGGCCCCAACCCGGCCCCGGGCCCCGGCUCCGCCCCCACCCACAACUCCCGCCUCAGCCCCAAACUGAGCUCCAACCAAAUGUACUCCCAGAUCACGCUGCCGGGGAGUGGCGAGCGAGGCACCCUGAGGGAGAGGAGGGAGAGAGGGAACAGCCUGGCUCCCCCCUGCACCCCUCCUCAGAUCACCCCCCCGGAGCCGGAGUACUCCCUCCCCUUUGAUACCAUCAAUAAGAACAUGAUGGCGGACAUCCUGAGCUCGCAUCCUGCCCGAGGCUGUGAGUCCAGUGGCGACCCGCUCUACGACAGCAUCGACGAGAUGAAGAUCAGAAACGUCUUCCUGAGCGACGCCGACGCCCUCGGACCAACGUACGGGAAGGUGGAGCACAUCUACGACGAGCCUGAAGGCUGCGCCGCCACCGCCGGCGCCUCUGGAGGGCAGAAGUCCACCGGCCCCCCCUCAGUGUACGACGACCCCGAGGAAAUGAGAGGAGACGCCUGGAGGAUCAUGGGUACGGCCGCUGACCCCAAAGGUCACGAGUACCCAUACAACCCCCGGGUGGACGACUACGCCGUGCCCAAACGACCCCAGAGGGCGAUCCACGUCACCAAUGAAGAAGAAGAAGAAGACAACGAGGAGCAGCAGCGAUGCGGCGGAGUUGAUAGACGCCACAUCUUGGAGGUGGACCCCCGGAGGUUCCUGUUUGUCACAUUGAGGCAAGCGGUCCAGCUGGAGGGGAAGCGCCAGGAUGCUCGGCCUGACUGA
This is a messenger RNA of Seriola dumerili (greater amberjack), 2015 nucleotides long. RefSeq names its product docking protein 2-like. The record is from RefSeq and is a predicted model, not a curated record. Gene Ontology annotation, biological process: positive regulation of MAPK cascade; cell surface receptor protein tyrosine kinase signaling pathway. The transcript is spliced from 9 exons. The coding region runs from base 87 to 2015 and encodes 642 amino acids. Gene Ontology annotation, cellular component: cytoplasm. NCBI's taxonomy places the organism in Eukaryota, Metazoa, Chordata, Actinopteri, Carangiformes, Carangidae.